GGGACACCCAGUGGGUCAUGCCUGGAGUGCGCAUGCGCAAGUUACUCCAAGUAGUCCACCUCCCUGGGUGACGGGUCGCGCCCUCCAACAGUACAGUUCCAUGCAGCACAGAGAAAGCAUCACCUUUGCAUCCGCUGCUAAUUUGGAAUGACCUAUACCCUACCUGUAUAUCCGUUCUCAAAUAAAUUAUAUAAAAUACAGGUAAAGGUAGUCCAAGUUGUUCCAGGAGAGGCUGCUGAUUGCGUUAAGUUUUAUGUCGACGAUGGAUCAGGAGAACGUUGUGUCGUGGAGGCUGGCGUUGAGGCCUCCCGUGGUUGCUGCGGUGGUCUCGCCCCUGCUCUUGCUCGCCGACCUCGCCCUCAUUGCUGUCUUCAUCUUGCAACAGAACUGGAAAGCUGUCAUCCUCAUGUCGGUGGUGUUCUUCUGCGGGGCUCAGGCCAUCUACUGGUACUUCAGGACCAAGAGCAUUCUUACCAAUCAUCAACAGGCUCUUGUCAACGCUGCAAGAGCUGUCGACGUGGAAGAAGCGAGCGACGACCCACCUACCUACGAGGAAGUGAUCAAAACAGAGGCGCCACCGCCGCCCUACUACAUGGUGGUUUCAGAGAUCUACAAACCCUCAACCUCGGCUGGCGACAAUGGGACGGAAUCUAUCCCAAACCCCAAGACCCGGUCGCCCGGCGGGUCUCACAAGGUAUCAGGGAGAUACGCCAGCCCGAGGGACUCACCUUAUUCCUAUGUCAGCCCCUUCAUCCAGCAGAUCACCAGCGGCGAGAGGAGCAGCCCACUUCCCAGAUCAGUUGUGCAGGUCGCAGGAGCUGGAAUCUCAGGUCCCACGAUAUGGGUUCACCAGGACCCAGUGGAGACAAUCAGGGCGCCAAUUCUCAGGGAAGUUGCUCCAGCGUCAAUUCACCUUCCACCCACAGCCAGAGAGGGUGUCAGAAGGUCCGCUAACCAGCCACGUUAGAUGUAAGAAGUACCUCGGACAUAUGUUAUUACUUUGGCAGUUAGCAUCUGCCUAACUGGAGUUAAAUGUACCUGCAUAUUUAUGUUGAUACUUCGGUGGUACUAUUAACACGCGGCCAGUAACUACCCAAGCACACGGUGUGCUUGUCCCGGCUCGUAUGUGCGUACUGCUCUCAUCUGUACCUGAGCAUUUGUGUUGGUAAAACUAGUGUUUACUGCGAAUAACUGUUACCAGUGGAUCGUAGACAUGACUUGCAGCGAGGGAUGUACCAGGCCUGUUGGCAUCUCCGUUGCAUUACGAACUCAAUAAAAUUAUGGGGAGACGAUUGACUUGCAGACUUGCCAAUGUUGUCGCCAUCCGAGAAUGAGACGUCGCCCGAUUGUUUCGUUGUUCCCUUGGAGGACGUGCUGUCGUCGCCAAGAGAUGUGUCAUCGGUCCUCAGACACCUGCGGUCGCCUGGGGAUGUGUCGUCGCCGUAGCGCAGGAGGGAAGGUGGAAUUGGAGACAAAUGUUAAACUAAAAAAAAAAAUACAGUCAAGACAAUA
This is a messenger RNA of Procambarus clarkii (red swamp crayfish), 1512 nucleotides long. RefSeq lists its product as uncharacterized. The record is from RefSeq and is a predicted model, not a curated record. Lineage: Eukaryota; Metazoa; Arthropoda; Malacostraca; Decapoda; Cambaridae.